This is a messenger RNA of Toxotes jaculatrix (banded archerfish), 774 nucleotides long. RefSeq names its product thioredoxin (gene txnb). Lineage: Eukaryota; Metazoa; Chordata; Actinopteri; Toxotidae. The record is from RefSeq and is a predicted model, not a curated record. The coding region runs from base 135 to 461 and encodes 108 amino acids. The transcript is spliced from 5 exons.
GCGCAACUUCCGCCGUUGGACUACGGUAGCUUGAAGCAGCUGCCAUAAAAAAGCGGUGGCUCUCCUGAUAACCGGGCAUUUCCAAACUUAGAUACUUGUUGUGCGGUCUGAGAUCCGUUCACUUAGCAGUCACCAUGGUUCGCGAAGUGGCAGAUUUGAACGAUUUCUUCGCCAUCCUGAAUGAGGCUGGAGACAAGCUGGUGGUAGUGGACUUCACAGCCACGUGGUGUGGCCCCUGUAAACAGAUCGCCCCAGAAUUUGUAAAACUGUCAGAAAUGCCUGAGAACAAGAAUGUGAUUUUCCUGAAGGUGGACGUGGAUGAGGCUGAGGAUGUGAGCUCACACUGUGAGAUUAGCUGUAUGCCCACAUUCCAGUUUUACAAGAACAAAGAAAAGGUGUUCCAGUUCUCUGGUGCUAACUUGGCAACGCUGAAGGAGAAACUGGCCGAACACAGAAAUUAAUUCCCAACGACCAAUCCACACACACCACAGAAGCCGCUGUUAUGCCUCAGAAAUUCCAGUUUCAUUUUAUGUACAGUAACUAUCAAGUUUUCUAUUCCACACAGGCAGAAAUUAAUUCCACUCAUCAUGUAUUGGUAACAUAGUCCUGUCAACUUGAUGUAUGUAUCAACUGUAUCACCCUGAUGUGAUGACCACUUUUUAAAUUCUGUUUUAUAUGGAACAAUUGGCUUUUCUCCUGGAUAUCUACAGAACUUUUCUUUGUAUGUAAUGUGUCCGGCAAGGUGGAUUUAAUAAAUCAAGAUGAGUUACAGGA